AUGGGCAAUGCUCACGAGCAACGCUAUGAGUACUUAUGUAUCGUUGACUUCGAGGCGUCUAUCAGUAAGACUCAGUCUGGCUGCUCGCAAGAAAUGAUCGAAUUUCCACUCGUCUUAAUAUCCACAACAAAUACUUCUUUGGAAGUCAUUGAUGAGUUCCACACUUUUAUUCAACCUCGGCGCAAUCUACCCGGGAAAAAUCGACAGGAGAUUCCACAGCGAGUUCUCGAUGAAAGUCCAAUCUUUCCAGAAGCAUGGGAAAUGCUGCUGUUGUUCCUUGAGCGUCACAAAGCCACGGAAUCAAACACUCUCGCAAUAACUUGUGGAGAUUGGGACUUCAGAACCAUGCUCCCCACUGAACAAACAUUUUACGGCAUCAGUGGUUUACCCUUAUUCGAAAGGUGGUGUAAUAUCAAACACGCUUUCAAAGCGUUCACGGGGAAGAAAGCCGAUUCCAUGGUGCGCAUGUUGAAUGUGAUCGGGCAGGAACUUAUUGGGACUCACCACAGUGGAAUCGACGAUGCUCGGAACAUUGCGAGUAUUGUUCGAUGGUUGUACCAGCAAAGACAUGCUUUUAGAGUCACAAGCGAUGGAUCAAUCGACGAGCAAGCUUUACAGCAUCAGCAAGUAUUACAACUUGAAAAGGCGGAAUGGAAGCGAGCUACAGAAGAGGCCCGCAUCGCAAAGCUAUCAGUUGGAGCGACACCUCCUCAGGAAAUGUUUCAAAGUGACCUUUAUUUUUCAGCAUGGGAUGACGAGGGUAUUCCGACGCACCUAGCUGAUGGGACGCCAUUGUCGAAGAGCGCUAUUAGUAAGCGAAAGAAAUUGUGGAGAGUCCAGAAAUCACUACACGAGAAGUAUUUGGCAUGGCAGGACUCUAAAGUUGAAGUGUAA
This is a messenger RNA of Hymenoscyphus albidus, 894 nucleotides long. NCBI's taxonomy places the organism in Eukaryota, Fungi, Ascomycota, Leotiomycetes, Helotiales, Helotiaceae. The record is from the annotation of a GenBank genome assembly.